Messenger RNA from Gymnodraco acuticeps, 2693 nucleotides. RefSeq lists its product as uncharacterized. The transcript is spliced from 5 exons. Gene Ontology annotation, cellular component: membrane. Gene Ontology annotation, biological process: blood coagulation; thrombin-activated receptor signaling pathway; positive regulation of Rho protein signal transduction. Bases 141 to 2693 code for a protein of 850 amino acids. NCBI's taxonomy places the organism in Eukaryota, Metazoa, Chordata, Actinopteri, Perciformes, Bathydraconidae. Gene Ontology annotation, molecular function: thrombin-activated receptor activity. The record is from RefSeq and is a predicted model, not a curated record.
GGUCGCAGCUCUGUGUCACUCUCUGGUGCUGAGGAGCCCCAGAAACACACCGGAGGAGGCAAGAGAAACAACUAAACGCAGAUUACCGAUAUUCAAUAUUUUAUCUCCUGUUUUUGAGGCUUCAUUUUCUCAGCAGCAACAUGUUUUCAAUGUGUCCAAAAACGUUGCUGUUGCUUCUGGUCGGAGCCUGUGCUGCCUCGGCUGCAGCCAACAGCGAUCAUUUAACGGAGGACCUUUUGAGGACCUUUUCCGUCUUCAACCCUUUAGCCACAGAUGAACCGAUAGAUAUGGAUGACUAUGGUGAAGGUGGUGAUGUCCAACUCAAUGGCUCUAGAAGAGUUUGGAUGCCUAAUAUCAAUGUCUCCAAGGAGAUCUCAGAGGAGGCGCUGCUGUUUCUAACGGGCCCCGUGUCCACCAUCCUAAUCCCGUCCUUUUACAUGCUGGUCUGCCUCAUCAGCGUUCCCAUCAACAUCUGUGCGGUGCUGGCCUUCGCUCGGAGGAUCCGCCCUAAGAAACCGGCAGCCAUCUACAUGCUGAACCUGGCCUGUGCUGACCUGCUCUUCGCCGUGCUGCUCCCCUUCAAGAUCUCCUACCACUUCGGUGGCAACAACUGGAUAUUCGGCGGGCUCAUGUGCCGUGUGGUCACUGCAGCGUUUUACUGGAACAUGUAUUGCUCUGUUCUCCUCAUAGCUUGCAUCAGCGUGGACCGGCUGAUCGCUGUAGUCUAUCCCAUCGACUCCCUGUCUUGGAGAAGGCCGAGGAAUGCAAACUUAGCCUGUGUCUGCAUGUGGAUACUGUCCCUGGCUGGAUCUGUGCCACUCGUCCUCUCCGACCAGACCUAUCACCUCAGAGAGUUGGACAUCACCACCUGCCAUGAUGUCCAACGCGUCGAUGAGCUCAUCGGGCACUACAAGAUCUACUUCAUCACCCUCUGCUGCGUCCUCUUCUUCCUGCCUCUGCUCAUCACCGUGGUGUCCUAUGCUUGGGUGAUCUGGGCGCUGAGCAGAGUCCCGCGCGGGGCUCCAGGACGCUCACGCAGAAGAUCAAGAGCAGUGGUGAUGGCUUUAACCGUGCUGGUGAUGUUUGUGCUGUGCUUCACCCCCACAAACUGUCUUCUGUUGGCGCACUACCUGCAGUUUAACGAGGGUGUCGAAAGCCAGGAGGCCCCCGAUGGCUCCUACGCAGUCUAUCUGGUGUUUUUGUGUCUCGGGAGUCUCAACUGCCUCCUGGAUCCUAUGGUCUACUACUUUGGAUCAUCCCAAUGCCAGCGACAACUUUCCAGCGCGCUAAGGUGUCAGAAGAUCACAGAGGGCAGCAGCAGCAGCAGUCAGUCUUCAUCCAAUUCAUGCAGAUCCAGCUCCAGAACAAUUCUCAAAUCCAGCUGUGCAGACAGCUCCAAAAUAAGCACUCAGAGCACCAACAUGGACUCUUUCCAAGCGAACCUCCACAGCCAAUACAAGAAGCUGCUCCACAGUCAUGUGAUAGUGGAUGGCAGUAAAGACAUCGACAUACAGAGCCACACCUGCGGACACUACUCCCUUCUAUUUUUUGCAGUCAUGGCUGUUAGCACGCAAUGUUUUCACCUGUUCCUCCUUUUGUGCUGCCUGCAGACCUGCCUUUCAGAGAAAGACGAAAGAGGCUUCGGUGGUACAGAGACCAACGACGGGGUGUGGGUCAGCCCCCAAGCCCGAAAAGCCUUGAGCAGCAACCUCACCACGGUCUUCCUCCCCAUCAUCUACAUCAUCGUGUUUGCUGUGGGGCUGCCCACCAACGCCUUGGCAAUCUGGGUGUUCCUCUUCCGGACCAAGACAAAGCACCCGUCCUCCAUCUACAUGGCCAACCUGGCUGUGUCUGACCUGCUCUUCAUCAUCUGGGUCCCCCUAAAGAUAGCGUACCACUUCAACAGCAACAACUGGAUCUACGGAGAAGGGUUGUGCAAAGUGAUGGUGGCCUUUUUCUACGGCAACAUGUACUGCUCCAUCGCCUUCAUCGCCUGUAUCAGUGUUCAGCGUUACUGGGCCGUGGUCCACCCGCUGUCCCAUCACCAGAAGGACAACCGUCUAGCCAUCGGCAUCUCCGUCACCAUCUGGUUGUUGGUGUGGCUCAUCACCAUCCCUCUGUACCUGUACGACCAAGAGGUGCGUGUCAGCAACCUCGAUAUCUACACCUGCCAUGACGUCACCAGGCCCAGUCAGAAGAAAAUCGCUGCAGGCUACUUCCUGACAAUGGGAACUCUUGGAUUUGUCGCUCCCACCAUCGUGAUCAUCAUAUCCUACGUCCUGAUUCUCAGGGCUUUGAGGAACAGCAUGGCAGACCCUGCCAUCGCCAAGAAGCGCAGGAAGGCUGUGGUGUUGAUCAUCACAGUGCUGGUGAUGUUUUUAGUGUGCUUCACCCCCAGUAACAUCAUGCUGCUGGUGCACUACAUUCUCCUGUUGGGAGAGGCUAACAACAACCUGUACGGGUUUUACAUCACCACGCUGUGCUUGGCGAGUCUCAACAGCUGCUUCGACCCUUUUAUUUAUUACUUCAUCUCAGAGGACUUCAGAGACCAUGUGAAGAACACGUUCCUCUGCAGGAGUGAGAGGACAGUGGAGAGGAUGAGGGUCUCCUUUAGUGCCCUCAAAUACUCCAAGAAGAACAACACUUUCACGUCUAGUUCAGGGAACAAUCCGACUCAGAGCACCGAGUGCUAG